Molecule: messenger RNA, 2374 nt
Organism: Bursaphelenchus xylophilus (pine wood nematode)
Lineage: Eukaryota; Metazoa; Nematoda; Chromadorea; Rhabditida; Aphelenchoididae
Source: the annotation of a GenBank genome assembly
AUGAUCACUUUCAAUACCGUUCUAACGGCGAUCUGUUCGUUAUCAAAGUGCUUUCCCCAGCUGGACCUGCCACUUAGGUUGGAAGAGGGGUUUCUGCAGACGACAGACUUGAAUCUGGCCACGAAUCAGACCCUGACUGUGGCCCUUGAUCUGGCUUCCGAUAACUUUUGGGUUUUUGGGGCGAACAAAGUGGAUGAUGCCCUACUUCAAGGCGUGCCAAGCGGAGUGUUGAAGACGGCGUAGGUUCGGAGUUAACGUUAUUUUUACUAGGGGAACAUAGGUAGCCCUUUUCGAAAACAAUUCCGUCCAAUUUCAGCAAUGACCCACUUGUUGUGUUCAACGAGAGUUCCACGCGUUUCAUCGUCAAGUACCGUAAGCCCAUCUACGAAGACGACUUCAACAUUACAAUUCAGUUUGCUCGGAGCGUCAUCAAUUUGAAUACCAAUGCGCUAGGGAUUCCUCAAAUCGGCGUUGCACUGAAGAACGUGACGACUUACAUGAGCUAUCUCGUCGGUGGAAGUGGGGUGUUCGGGAUGCAAACAAGUUCAUACGCGAACGGUGUAACGAUUAGUAACAGUCCUGGGAAUGUGAUGUUGUUGUACACACCAACGUAAGGUUUUUGGAAAUGAUCUUUUGUGUUUAAGAGCUGUAGGCCAGGAUUUACAAGAGUUAAUAUGCAGCAUCGUUUCAACGCGCCUGAAAGAUUGAAAGAAAAAAUCUAGCGCCUCAUUGGGAAAAAUUUCCUUGUGACGUCUACAUAUCAGUCUGUUGGGAAAAUAAUGUGGAUUCGUAGCAGAAAGACGUCUCGCCUUCGCAGUUGAUCCCCAAAUUUUCAGCCCGUCUAGCCGUUGCAAAAAGAUGAUGGAUGAUUCGAAAGCGCGGCGAAUUCACAUUACUUUCCCGACAGACUUGUACUAUGUUUUUCCGAAAGUACGCCUUUUCCAACUGCGUCAUUUUAACCGCGAAGUAGCGAACACCUUUUUUUACUUACAUGUCAAAGCAUGGGCUAAAUAAUAAGUCUCAAAAAUGCUCUGAAUUUUCAGCUAUGGAAAAACAGAAGGCCGAGUGGCCACUGGUGCAAACGCGGUGGACAGCCGCUGUUCCAACAGCUCUCUAACCUUCCCAAUGAUCCGUACAAGAGCGUUGUAUCCUGGCUCGGAGGGAAAUUACUUCGCCUUUAACUCGACACUGUAAGCACUGUAAUAUCAAUCUGUCGGGAAAAUAAUGAGCACUCUGUCGCAUCGAAAAUCGCAUCGCCGAUGAGAAAAUGAAUUGUGUCGCGACAAAAUCAAGUUGCUUUUCACUCAGCGACGUCAUAGCGACAUGGUGCUCAUUAUUUUCCCGACAGACUUAUUUACAACUAUAAGUAUGUUCUUCAAAUUUUAGAACAAACAAAAAGAUGUUGCUCUCGACAAUGACAUCGUAUGUCGUUGUAGAUCCCGCCACAUUCUCGGUAGUGGAAAAAGUGCUGUUGCCAGUGUGGGACCCCCGAAAUUUAACCGAUGACAAGGGGAUUCCACUGCGAAAACACAAAAUCAUCCCGUGCAAUUUGACAAAGAGCGCACCGGUAUUGACAUUCGGCGUGGAGGGGAAAAGUUUGACGCUGGAUGGAACGGAUUACGUCAAGAGGACGGUAAGAUUUUGUAUUUUAUAAUAAUAGAUUCACCAGUGACCCAAGUGUCUAUGUUUUUUUUUAUUAAAUACGAGUUUUUAAGUAGGUCAAAAACGGCCAAUUUGGAUAUAGAUAUGAACAAUGAACAGUGCACUCCUCGACAUAAAUUUUUGACCAUCAAUUUAUCCAUAUAUCAAGUAAAAAUAACUCCAAAAAAUAAUAAAUACAAGUACGAUGCUCAGAUUUUCUUUAAACUUUUCACACAUUUUGGACAUGGGUAACCUAUCAAUUCCUGAAAGUUUUAGCUCGCAUUUUGCAGGCUCAGCCGAGAUAUUCAAUAAUCUUAGCCGCCGAGAGAGCAUGCGAGUCGCGGAGAGCGUAGAGAGGUCAGAGAAAAAGGGCUGUUUGGACGUAUCUCUGCCAGCCUUGCGCUAAAAAAGUUUAUUUUUCUUAAAAAUGUUACUCUAUUCAGUACAAGAAAGGCUGAAAUUUCUAUCCAUAGCCGUAUUUUACAAUGUUUGAAUAACUUUGAAUUUUAGACCUUUCUCUAGCAGCCGUAUAUUACAAAGUAAAAUUAACAAAAUUAUUUUUCAGACAACCGGCUACUGCAUUCUGAAGCUCCGCCAAAUGACCGCGAACGAGGAUUACUGGGUGCUGGGCUACCCGUUCCUUCAGAAGUAUUGUGUUAAAGUCGAUUUUUACAAGAAAACGCUGAGUUUUUCGAGUAGUAAUCAAGUAGCUGGCGAGACGGAGGAUGAAUAA